UUUAUCCUUGUUUUGUGGUAGCUGUCUCUAGCUAAGAUAUAGUUUGAGUUUUGUACUUCCAUAUAUCCAACAAUAUGAAUUUUGUACAAAAAGCGACAGUUUUCUUUGUUUUGGCUCUUUUUGCACUGCUGUUUGUGGAGCCUGUUUCGGGUAGAAGGAAACGGUCUAGUACUGAGAAACGGAUGAGGACUCAGGACCUUGUGACCAACUUGCCCGGCCAGCCUGCUGCAGACUUUAAGCACUAUGCAGGCUAUGUGACCGUGAACGAAACAAAUGGGAGGGCUCUUUUUUACUGGUUUUAUGAGGCUGCGUCCAACCCAGAUGGAAAACCUCUGGUGUUGUGGCUUAAUGGAGGUCCUGGGUGCUCUUCUGUGGGAUAUGGAGCAACCCAAGAGAUUGGUCCAUUCAUAGUGGACACUGAUGGACAUGGAAUUAAAUCUAAUAACUACUCAUGGAAUAAAGAGGCCAACAUGUUAUUCUUGGAAUCUCCAGUUGGGGUUGGCUUUUCAUACUCUAAUACAACUAGUGAUUAUGAUAAUCUCGGAGAUGGCUUUACAGCGAAUGAUGCGUAUAACUUCUUGCAUAAGUGGUAUCUCAAGUUCCCAUCAUACAGAAGAAGGACCUUCUACAUUUCUGGAGAGAGUUAUGCAGGAAAGUAUGUUCCGGAACUCGCUGAGCUCAUAUAUGACAAGAACAAUAAUCCUUCCCUCCAUAUUGAUCUCAAGGGUAUCCUGUUGGGUAAUCCUGAAACAUCUGAUGCUGAUGACUGGAGAGGUCUGGUAGAUUAUGCUUGGAGUCAUGCUGUGAUAUCAGACGAAACUCACAAAGUAAUAGGCGAAAGCUGUGAUUUCGACAGAAAUGAUACUUGGAGUAACAAGGAUUGUACUCUAGCUGUGGAAGAAUUGCUAAAACAGUAUGGGGAGAUAGAUAUUUACAGCCUUUACACCUCAGUCUGCAUCGGCGAUACAGCAAGUUCAAAUGAUGGGUCGAUGCACGUCAUGAUGAAGCGCACAUCUACGAUGAUGCCAAGGAUUAUGGGUGGCUACGAUCCAUGUCUCGAUGAAUAUUCAAAAACCUUCUAUAACAGACCAGAUGUGCAAAAGGCCCUCCAUGUUAGUGAUGGUGUCCGGCUCAAGAACUGGAGCAUCUGCAACAAAACAAUAUUCGACGACUGGGCAUAUACGAAGCCGUCUGUUCUCCCUAUAUACAAGAAACUCAUUGCAGCAGGGCUUAGAAUAUGGGUGUACAGCGGAGACACAGAUGGAAGAGUUCCUGUGCUUUCCACAAGAUACAGCUUGAGUGCUCUGGGAUUGCCUAUUACUAAAGCAUGGAGACCUUGGUACCACGAGAAGCAGGUCAGUGGAUGGUUUCAAGAAUAUGAAGGUCUUACAUUUGCAACAUUUAGAGGAGCUGGGCAUGCAGUUCCCUGCUUCAAACCAAGCAACUCACUAGCUUUAUUCACGUCUUUUCUCAUUGGUGAACCUCUGCCCGCCUCUCGAGUGUAACUAAUUAAAGUAGAUCCUAUAUUAAUCUGUAUAGGGCUCAAAAUGAUUUUGCCCUUAGUACUUUACCAACUAUUGCUAGACGACAUAUGUAGUAGAAGACUAUAUAUAGCCAAAAUAAAGGAUAACAAUGUUGGUUUACACAUCAAGAGGGGUAACCCUUCAAAUAUUUCUAUAUAAAAUAAAGCCCUCGGUGCCAAGAAAUUAACGAGUAUUAUAUACAAAACUACGGAUGCAAAAUAAAACCUUCAGAUAUCAUUCAAAUGUUCUGGUAUCUACUUUUCUGAGUAGUUCUUUGUAUAUUCAAGUUUCGUAUCUGUACAUCUAUCAAUUUUUUUAGGGUUUUUACCUCGUUUGGUCUUGAAAUUGAACCCUUCAAUCAAAAGGUCCUUG
Molecule: messenger RNA, 1895 nt
Organism: Pyrus x bretschneideri (Chinese white pear)
Lineage: Eukaryota; Viridiplantae; Streptophyta; Magnoliopsida; Rosales; Rosaceae
Product: serine carboxypeptidase-like 31
Exons: 10
Coding region: 75-1505 (476 amino acids)
Biological process (GO): proteolysis
Cellular component (GO): vacuole
Molecular function (GO): serine-type carboxypeptidase activity
Source: RefSeq, a predicted model, not a curated record